Messenger RNA from Hibiscus syriacus, 829 nucleotides. Its product is annotated as purple acid phosphatase 3-like. Lineage: Eukaryota; Viridiplantae; Streptophyta; Magnoliopsida; Malvales; Malvaceae. The coding region runs from base 1 to 822 and encodes 273 amino acids. Gene Ontology annotation, molecular function: acid phosphatase activity; ferrous iron binding; ferric iron binding. The record is from RefSeq and is a predicted model, not a curated record. The transcript has 5 exons.
AUGGGAAGGAUCGGAGCAAAGCUGGACAUUGAUUUUGUAGUGUCGACCGGAGAUAAUUUCUAUGACAAUGGGCUGAACAGCCAACAUGACCCUUCAUUUCGACAGUCUUUCACCAACGUUUACAAAUACAGGAGCCUGCAAACCCCAUGGUUCAGCGUUCUGGGCAACCAUGACUAUAGGGGUGAUGCAGAGGCUCAACUGAGUCCUUUUCUUAGAAAAAUUGACGCUAGAUGGUUUUGCUUAAGAUCCUUCAUCGUCAAUGCUGAACCAGUUGAGAUCAUCUUUGUCGACACCACUCCUUUGGUGAACAGCUACUUCCUAAACCCAUAUAGACAGACUUACGACUGGCGCGGUAUAACUCCUCGCACAAACUACAUUACGAACCUGUUGAAGGAUGUGGAGUCUGUGUUACGAGACUCGAGAGCCAAAUGGAAGAUUGUUGUUGGACACCAUGCAAUUAGAAGCAUCGGAUACCAUGGUGACACCGAGGAACUUAAAAGCCAACUCCUCCCUAUUCUCAAGGCUUAUGAUGUUGAUUUCUACAUCAACGGCCAUGAUCACAGCCUACAACACAUCAGUGAUACCAACAGCCGCAUACAGUUUUUGACAAGCGGGGCAGGGUCCAAGGCAUGGAAGGGAAGCAUGAGAAAACAAAAGAGAGAGGGAGUAAGGUUCUACUAUGAUGGCGAAGGUUUUCUGUCUCUUCAAUUCUCCAAAUUCGAUACCCGCAUUGCCUUCUACGAUGUUUAUGGCACCAUUUUGCAUACUUGGAGUGCAAGCAAACCAUUUCUUCAGCCUUACAACACAUCAACAAUCAAUUGAUGAUUCC